Polistes canadensis is the source of this 1912-nucleotide messenger RNA. RefSeq lists its product as uncharacterized. Lineage: Eukaryota; Metazoa; Arthropoda; Insecta; Hymenoptera; Vespidae. Bases 1 to 1305 code for a protein of 434 amino acids. The transcript is spliced from 2 exons. The record is from RefSeq and is a predicted model, not a curated record.
AUGGCGACAUGGCAGAACUCAACAUCGUAUCUACCAACGGAACUCAUAUUGAAGUACCACAGCCAACUCAACCGGCUCAGGUUGUUGAACUCAAUGCUGGAGGAAUUAUCCACCGCGGACACGGCUACACUUAGUGACGUUGAAGUGGAUCUGGAGCAUAUCGAACGCAUCCAUCAGGAGUUCACGGCCACUCAUGAAUUUUUUGAGUUGAAUUGGCCGGCAUUUUUCCUUAAUCAUGCCUACUUCGCCGAAAACGUCCACCAGCAAGAGGCGAAGACUCAUCAGAGGCUCAGGCUCGCACUCAACAAGGUGCGACGUUCACUUGAGGUUGAGCAUCCAUCACCAGCGACGGAACCACGCGUUGAAUCAAACCUAUCUGGCAUUCAGUUGAAGAGCUUCUCCGGCGAAUAUGCAGAUUGGCCGGGUUUUAAGAAGAUGUUUGAGUCGCUGAUACUCAAGAAUGAGCGCAUAUCAGAAAUCGGGCGACUGCACUAUUUGCGCAGUUGUAUGCAAGGUGCACCGGCUCAACUCAUUGCCAAUUUCCCAUUGACUGCCAGCUCCCUUCAGCCGUCAUGGGAGCUACUCAACGCCCGCUACGAGAACAAGCGGUUGUUCAUCCAGGCUCAACUCGACCGGUUGUGUCGAAUCACCCCACUCACAUCAAAAUCCGCGACGGGACUUAAUCGGUUAAUAUCAACGGUGUCGGAGGCUCGUAAGGCAUUGGAAUCACUGGGGGUGGUAGAGAAUUUGGGGGAUCUCAUUCUGGUGCAUCACGUUGUGCGUCAACUGGAUCACUCAACGCGAGAAGACUGGGAGACUUCGCUGGGCUCAUCCCGCGAGUACCCCACCUUCAAGCAAGUUGAAGAUUUCGUAAAUUCACAAGCUCGUACAUUGGAACACAUCGAGACCACCUCCGCUCAGUCAUCUGCGGAGAAGACUCAGCCGACCAUUCCCCAAUCGCAACAAUCCAGAAAAUCAGCCACAGCUAACCAGGCCACCACUCAUCAGAAGAGUUCGCAGUCGGACGCGCGAUUCUUUUACUGCGAUUGUUGUGAGGGAAAGCACUUCAUCGUGACGUGCUCAAAGUUCCGUACACUCAAUAUCAUUGCACGGCGUAGCAUAGUUAUUGACGCCAAGUUAUGCUACAACUGUUUGGGACGGCACAAAGCGGACUCAUGCCGGACGUCUCUGCGUUGUAAGAGGUGUGGAGCGAAGCAUCACACCAUGCUCCACGACCCGGCACAUCGUCAGCAAACAACCGCAACAAAACCAGAGCGGUUGCAUUCAACCUCAUCCUCACAUUAGGAUUCAGGUGCAAUCGUCCACUCAUCAUCCACUCAAGGCACUCAUCACUCAACGCUGCUUGCCACUCAUACUCAGCAGCUCAUCAUUGUUUAUAACGAAUACUCAAGGGGCUUCAGCGAGAUGACCAGUAUCGUACACUAUACACCUCAUUCAUGGAGGAGUAUGAAGAACUUGGUCACUUGAUACCUAUCUCAGGCAACUCAUCGAGGUCAGCACGAGAAGAUGGUUCAACACCUGGACCAACUUAACGAUGGAACUUCAAGGCUUCUCUGAUGCUUCACAGUUAGCGAUGUCAGCUGUAGUCUAUAUCGUUGUCAGCUCACCGUCCACAGGCGCUCAUAGCUCAUAGAUCAUCUUUUACGGUGGACGGGACUACCAUGGAUGACCGAAUCAAUGGUCUCCUGGCGACUUCAAACGGCAAUACCAGACGACUACAGUUCGCGCGAGGCUCGUCCUGGCGUUGCACUCUUUGUGGCAGCUCCAAAGAUCGAGUACCAUUGAGACUCUAUACAUCGUUACUCAUCACUCAAAACUUUGUUUCAAGGUCGUCAAGAGACUGAGAAAACAUUCCUUCACCUCACCCCCAAUUUGCAAUUUUUAUUUUGUA